Patella vulgata (common limpet) is the source of this 4666-nucleotide messenger RNA. RefSeq lists its product as uncharacterized. NCBI's taxonomy places the organism in Eukaryota, Metazoa, Mollusca, Gastropoda, Patellidae. Bases 683 to 3496 code for a protein of 937 amino acids. Gene Ontology annotation, biological process: signal transduction. The transcript is spliced from 14 exons. The record is from RefSeq and is a predicted model, not a curated record.
CUUCACUGAAUCUAACCAACUAACCAACAAUAUGGACUGGACGUUACUAGAUAUGACUGUUAGCCUAUCCUUUUGCUGAAAAAACAGUUAAUUGAAUAAAGACUAGAUAUUUAUCGAAACCCAUGGUAGGGUGACCCAUGCACUCCUGGUCAAAUGGAUAAUCUUAUAAUAAAAGAUCAGUGCUGGCCUAUGUGAGUCUAUGAGAGAAAUUUAGCCCUGACAGUGACGCUAAUUCUGCCUACUCUUCUUUGAAUACCAACUACCAAUUCUCGAGGGUUCUUUAUAUAUGCCAUAUAUUAUGCAAAUGUGUACAUAGGACUUCAGGUUUUUGUUCCAUCCAAACUACCAGACACUUUUAUUACAAAGAAAGAGAGAGAAAUUGGGUUUAACGUCUUCACAAACCAGGUCAUUUUGUACGGGUCUUAACAGUGGAAUUAACAAACCAGAGGACCUGUAGAUUAAAACCCAACAGGUUGGACAGCCAAGUGACCCUACUCCUUGUCACAUACAAGCGGAGAUUCAAAACCAAGCCACUUGACUCAGAAACAGACCACCCAAAUAAAAAAAAGACCCAUUGGGAUCGGACCUCCUGCUUAAUGAGAAAGCACUUUACUCACUGAGGUUCCUAAGAAUAGAGCCAUAGGCCCUUUAAAUAUAGUUUUGAUGCAAAAUUGAUUUAACCAUGGCUGAAUCAAGUGGUUUAAAAAGUUUGAACAAGAUUGUUCUUCCUACAAGACAGGGAAAUUGUGCUGUUGAAUUUAUGUGUGGUGAUAUAACCAAACUACCUAUGGAAGAUAAAGUGGAUAUUGUAAUGGUAUCUGCUUUUCCAAAUGACUAUAGUUUAGGUGGUAAACAUACAUUAAUAAGUGCCUUAUACCAUAACCUAGAUUUAUGUGUAGCAACUUUAUCCAGGAAGAAAGAUGUAGAUUUACGUAGAAAUUUUUCAUGUUGGGUUUCAUGUCCUCUUCCUGAUCAUCUACCUUAUCGACGACUGGUUUGUUUUGAAAGGAUAGCACAUGCAGGAAGUAUAGGAGAGCAGAUUAGUAAGAUUUAUAGAGCAUUUACACCAGUAUUUAAUAAUCAGGACACCACUGUUAUAACUCCACUAUUAGCUACAGGCAAUCAGGGACAACCAAGUAGGGCAGUUUUAGAAAUGAUGGUAAAUGGAGCUUGCAGUUGGAUUUUGGCUGGACUACCAUUACGUCAUAUGAAGAUAGUCAUAUAUUCUAAGAAUGUUAAUGAAAUUUACAAAAGAGAUGCAGAAACUGUGGAAUUAUUUAAUAAGCUAAAAUUGAAAUGGGAAAAAAUUGGCAAGCAAAAGGCUUCCUUCAACGUUGAUAUAACAAAAUAUGACAUAUAUAUGUCAUUCUCACCUAAUGACCAAAUGUUAACCAAUAAAGUAAUAAAGAAAUUGAAACAAAUACAGCCUAAGAUUAAACUUUAUACAGAUAUGAUAGCUUUUGAAAAAGAUGACGUAUGGCAAGAGAAGAUUUAUGAAGCCAUGAUCAAGUCUAAGAGAAUCAUUGUAAUAUUGAGUCCAGCUUAUAUAGCUAGUGAAGAAUGUUUAGAACAGUUUAAUAUGGCAUUAUGUUGUAAUAGAUUGAAGAGAAAACAGAUAGUGGCACCAUUCUAUAUAGAAACUAUUCCCACUCUACCAUCUUAUAUUUUAUUGGUUCAGUAUGUUGAAUGUAGAAUACGGAGAGAAACAGAUAAUCUUGACACAAUGAUUCAAACAGCAUGUGUGAAAGUCCAAGAGAGUUUAAAAGAAGAAAAAAUGGAAGAUGUUAAAAAUAUUCAUUUUACUCCAAAAUAUGAUGUAUUUAUAUCAUACGCACAUCGCUCCUCAAAAGAUGCUGUUUUGCUGCUAAAUUUACUUCAAUCUAAAUCGCCAGAACUAAGCAUUUUCUUUGAUAAAAGUGAACUCACCACAGGAAGUGUGUGGCAAAAGUCGCUAUAUGAAGCAAUAGAUAAUUCAGAUAUAGUAAUUGCUAUGAUAUCUGAAGCUUAUAUAAAAUCUACAGUAUGUCGUGAAGAGUAUAAUAUAGCUCUAGCUAGACACUUGUCACAGUAUGACAUCCAUUUUAUACCUGUUUGCUGUGAUGAUUUAACCACUGUUCCUGUAGAAUUCAGUCAUGUGCCUAUGCUAGAUAAUCGUGAAAAAGAUGAUGAUGAAGUAAUACAGAAUAUAGCUGACACUAUAGUAUAUUUUAAGUCAACGGGUAUUCGUACAAGUAUUUUGAAACAAAAAUGUGCAAAGGAAGAUAUCAACAUUAAAAUGGAAAAAGAAAGAGAAAAGAAGUUCCAUCAAUAUUAUAAAGUAAAGAAAGACCAAGUAGAAAUCAAGAUGAAGAAUUUGCCUGUUAAGCAAAAUCUGCAAGUUGCUUUCAGCUUCUCUCAAAACUGCUUAAAAUAUGCAGUUGCUGUUCAACAAUUUCUUGAGACUUUUGAACCAAGCACUAAGUGUAUGUUUUUAAGUGGGACUGACAAUGAAAGAUUAACAAUACUAGAUAAAGCAGAUAGAAUUGUGAUCCUAGUUUCUCAAGAGUACAUUAAAUCUACCCUGUUAAUGGAAGAGUUCCAUAUUGCUAUGUGUCGACAAAGAACCAUUCCUAACAGUGUGCUAUAUUUUAUAAAUACAGCCGCAUUAGAACCAAAGCCGACCUUUAUGUCUAUUAUUCCCUAUAGUAUAUCAAGAGCAGAUAAACUGUGGAAAACAUUGACAAAAGGUGCUGAUGAAAAUAGACAAUUGAGAUUAGGAAAAGAAGGUUUUGAAGGAUCUUAUUCUUUUGCACCAUCAGAUAUUUUAGCUAUGAAAACUGCUGCCGUUGAUCUUUUGCAUGGCCUACCAGAAGGUGAAGAAUGGGUGAAUAUUAUUAGUGUAAUGACAGAUACUGACAAACCUAAUAAAAUACCAAUUAAACAGUGUAUUAGAAUAGAUAAAGGAAAAACAGUAGAAGUUGAUCCAGUUACAGAUGUUGUUGCACUAACUGAUGUUGUAGCUAAUACAUUUAAACUUCCUGAAAACACAGAAAUCAAAACAGCACCAUAUAAAAUAGAUCAGAUUAAAACAGCAGCAAGUGAAACGAGAUGUAGCAAAGAAGAAAAAAGUGAAAGAGGGCCAGUCAAAGCAGCAUCAAAUGAAACAAGACAUAGCCAAGCAGAAUCAAGUGAAAUAGGACCAAUCAAAAACGGAUCAAAUGAAACAGUUCAAAUCAAAACAGAGGCAAGUGAAUCAAGACGUGGCAAAGUCGAAUCAAAUGAAAGUGGACCAAUUCAAUUAUCAUCAAAUGAAACGAGACGUAGCAAAGCCGAAUCAAAUGAAACACGACCAAUCAAAACCACAUCAAAUGAAACAGGAGGUAGCAAAGCAAAAGUAAGUGAGACAGGAAUGAUCAAGAACGAUUCCAACACAUCCAAACAAGUUGAAACAGUGUCCAAACAAUUAUCUGAAUCACAACAAAAUAAAAGUGCUUCAAGAUCAUGCAUAUUGUUAUAAAAGUUCUAUGUCUAUAACCUAAGAAAGAAAUAUAUCAGAUUCUGUAAUGUUUGUGGAGAAAAGCAUAUAUACUGAUUAAACAAAAAUUGUUAUAGUAGAAAAAGAAUUUCUUUAUUGUGAAAAAUAACUCAAAUAUUACUGUGAUAUUGUGGAGAGAAGUUCCUCAAUUGUUAUUUUACGCUUUAGAGGAAAGUUCCUCUUAGUGGGAAAGAAAAUUGAUUUUUUUUAUUCUGUAUUUUUUGUGCAGAAAUCUUUUCUUGUUUUAUUGUUCUAUUUUUGAUAGAAAAUACCUUAAAUAUUAUUAUCAGUUGUCAGAUACUACUAAUAAGUAUUUGUGAACCAGGAACUAGUCCUCAAGUGUUACUCAUCUUGUUAUUGUUCUUGGGGCUGACGCCAAUUCAAUCACGAUCAACAUGAAACUUGGCACUCUCAUGUAGACAAUUGCACUUUGAUAUGUUACAAUUCCAAGAUUGCAACGAUUAUGUCAUUCUAAGUUCCUGGACCAUAUAGUACAAUCUGUUUCACAGAGGUAUAGUGAAAGCAUAAUAUUCUUAUACCUCUGUAUUAGAUGACUGAAGUUCAAGCAUGUCUUCUACAGGUGACUUCACAUCACGAGCAUCAUUGGCUCUAUAGCGUGUGCAUUGUUUACAUAAGACAUUGUAGCAUUGUUCACAUAAGAUAUUGUUGCGUUAAGUGGUCCAGGCAGAAUGGUGACUUUUACUCAUUUUAUAUACCCAUUUACACUAAAUAUGAAUUAUUUUUUAUCUAUAUAUACUUCAAACACCUUUAUUUAUUUUUCUAAUACUUCAAAAACUGUUCUAGAAUUUAAUUUGCACAAGGAAAAAAGUUAAUAUUUUUGUGUUUGAAGAUGAAUCUUAAUAAAGGCAUUUUUUUUUUUCAGUUCUCUGAAUGAUGCCUUUUACCCAAUUUAUAUACCCAUUUACACUAAAUAGGAAAUAUUUUUUAACUACAUAUACUUCAAACACCUUUAUUUAUUUUUCUAAGGUUCUAGAAUUUAAUUUGCACAAUGAAAAAAGGUAAUAUUGGGACUCAUUAGCAGUGAUUGUAGUGGCGUAGCAAAUAUUAUAGUACUGUUGUAUUUGUUUAUUUAUACUUUAGAUUAUUUUUACAAUUUUGUAAAUAAUAUAUUCAAUAAAAGCAUAGAGAUAC